AUGCAAUUAAGCAAAAAGGACAAGCUGUGGCAGAUUCGAGAGAUGUACCGAAUAUAUUCCUUUGCCACUGUCUGUAUUGUCAUCCCCGGCGGGCUGCGUGCUCUGGUGUCUUUGGCCGAAGAGACGCUAUGGAUUCAUCGGGCUUGGACGCUGCAAGAGGUUGUAGCUCCUCCCUCGUGCGCCGUCUUAUUUGCCUGGACACUUAAAGCCGGCGAGAUAGAAAUGAAGGUUGCGGGUGAGCGAGGAAGCGAGCCUAUAGAGAUAGUCACCCCUGGGAGGUCGGCCAUGGUGAGCUUGGACGCUGCCCUGACCAUGUGUGUUGCUGGAUCCUUCACAUUCAUUUCGAGUGACGCCAACCAAGUUUCGUCAUCCAUUCAAAUGCAUUGCAGGCUAUUUGGAGGGCCACACGAUAAACAACCAGUUGCCCAACUCCCCACGAAAAUGGUGUCAACCGCAAAUUCUGAUAUCCAGCUCCCCCAUGUCUCAGCACUUAUCUUUGCCAUAGACGCGCAUCUUGAUACGGAAGAAAUGCGUGAAUUUUGCAUCUGGCAGUGCGCAUUUGUGCGCACAUCGUCACGCCCGGUCGACGUGGUCUUCAGCAUCAUGGGCCUUCUCGGUGUCACGCUGGACCCAAAAGCCUUUGGUGUGGGCGAUAGACUCAGUGCCACGAUUGCGCUCGCCAGAGAGAUCCUUGGCCAAGGCCGCAGUGCCAGUUGGCUUGGCAUGUCUGUAGGUUUGCCGCCAUGCUCAAGUCUAUCGACAUUUCCCAUUUUCCCGCGGACCUCUGUGGCCGGUCGUGCUACCUAUGCUCUCCCCAAUGGCGAUGAGCGGUUGAUUCAGCUGACAGAAGCCGUCUACCCGAAUGAAAUAGGCAUGUUCCCGCCGCUUACAGGAUCAAUGGACGAAUAUGGCUACUUUACAUUCGAGGCGCUGGCAGCUGUUGCUGUUGCCGCUCCCCCAUCAACCAUCUUGCCCGCCAGUUUCUUAUACAAUGACCCAAAUAUUCCUACAGCACUAAGAGCAAGCGACGGGUCAACCUGGGAAAUUCAUCCUGACUUGGUCACCGCAAAUGGCUUGGACGGUGAGGCCAUUGUUUCGCAUAAAUCGCAGUCAUUCGCCGUCAUGCUAGGUUUUUUCAAUAUAAUGCCGGCAGAAGCGAGAGGUAACAAUCUUCGCGCUAUGAUAGUGGAAGAGCACGCCCAGAACCGCUACCACGUGCGUUCUUACUUUGUGAUGCACUGUGGUGCGCUUCAAUGGACAUCCAAAUGGAAGCGGCGCUCUUUCUGCGUGGGUGGGCCCGAUAUCAUCAAGAGCCCCGGACAAUUAGUGUCUUGA
Messenger RNA from Trichoderma gamsii, 1335 nucleotides. RefSeq lists its product as hypothetical. The record is from RefSeq and is a predicted model, not a curated record. The coding region runs from base 1 to 1335 and encodes 444 amino acids. The transcript has a single exon. Lineage: Eukaryota; Fungi; Ascomycota; Sordariomycetes; Hypocreales; Hypocreaceae.